This is a messenger RNA of Dibothriocephalus latus, 489 nucleotides long. Lineage: Eukaryota; Metazoa; Platyhelminthes; Cestoda; Diphyllobothriidea; Diphyllobothriidae. The record is from the annotation of a GenBank genome assembly.
AUGCUCGGAGCCUCCUUGUCCGAUGCUCAUCCCCGUCUUCGAAAAUUUCAAUCUUCCGAGGACCAACGCAUGCAAUUUUGCCGAGAUAAAAUUCCCUUGGAAUUAUUUAAAUCUCUUGGCGCCAUGAUUGCCCACGCCUCAGAACACGAACGACAAAUGAAGGGGACAAAGACUGAGAAGAACGAAAAAGCCUCAGGAAGGGUCGUAAAUCUGUCAUCGAGGGCAUUUACAACAGCAGAGGAGAAUGUGCUUUCAAGAGGAAUGAAGUACAAUUUCUCUGAUUCCAACCAUCUGGAAAUUCUUGCAAAGUUAGAGACCAUCGUAUCGACAACAAACCUUAUCGAGAACGAACAGUUUACAAUUCGAGACAAGUUCACGCAAGCCCUGAAUAAUCGAAACCAGUUUUCGCCCUUAUUUCACGAAGAAAAAAAGACUUUAAAGACCCUCAGAUCCAACAAGACCAUCGUUGUUGUCCCCGCAGACAAAUAA